Molecule: messenger RNA, 2509 nt
Organism: Daphnia carinata
Lineage: Eukaryota; Metazoa; Arthropoda; Branchiopoda; Diplostraca; Daphniidae
Product: GATA zinc finger domain-containing protein 10-like
Exons: 3
Coding region: 590-2467 (625 amino acids)
Biological process (GO): anterior/posterior pattern specification; negative regulation of transcription by RNA polymerase II
Cellular component (GO): nucleus
Molecular function (GO): DNA-binding transcription factor activity, RNA polymerase II-specific; RNA polymerase II cis-regulatory region sequence-specific DNA binding
Source: RefSeq, a predicted model, not a curated record
CAAAAAAAAAAAAAUACAACCCACUCAAAACAUUGAAUUAAUGCGCCAAAAAAACGGUGGUUGUUUUCAAACUGUACGGUUACGACAAGAAGAGUGCGACUUGAAAAACAAAUGACACGGGAGUUUGUCUCAUCUCCAAUAUCAUCAACGUCUCGGUAGUCCGUGUGAGUGUGUGUGUGUGUGUGUGAACGUGUGUAUCUGUGCUAGCGGUGGACAAAAAGGAACAAAUCAAGACAACGAACAUUCAAGACGGUUCUCCCACCCACUCAAUCUCAAAUAUAUGAUAAAUUGUAGUAAUCUUCUAUUUUGAAAACUGAUUCAAAAAAUUGUUUGAUGGCGUGCAAAAAAAGAUAGAUGAAAAAAAGAAAUCUAGAACAAGCACCAAAAAAGAAAAAAAAAACCGACGGAUAUUUUAUUUUAAAAAAGAAUUUAUGUUUCCCCCUUUCUUCACGUAAAUUAGAAAUUUAAAAAAAAAAACCUAAUUUCUUUCACGAGUGGCAAUUGUAUCAUUAUUUUGGGGUGGGGCGGCCCAACAAUAAAUCAGUGCGUGCUAGUGUGACACCGAAGGACAAAAAAAGAAGACAAAAAAAUGAGUUCGUACUACGUGUCUUCUUAUGGAGGAGGCGGCGGAGGCGAUGUGGUUCAAGCCGAGCACUAUCACGCUCCGGCACCUGUUCACGUCAGCGUGGCCACCGGACACGGCAACGUCGUCCACCAUCCCGGUCUGACGGGCAGUUUCGAGUCGGGUCCCUACGAUCCGUCGAGGAUCUACCACAUACAACCGCAACAUCAUAAUCAACAGCAGCAGCAACAACAACAGCAACAGCAUCACCAACAGCAGCAAAUGAGUUGCAAUCAGAAUAAUUACAAUCAACAAGGAUCCUACCCCGGACGCUAUCCACCAGCAUCCGGGUACACGAUCCAUCAACAGCAACAACACGGCAAAGAAGCGGGUGGCUAUUUCGCUUCCGUUGGCCAGCAACAACAACAUCUCCGCUCCCAUCCGCAACAACAGGCCGUCGUCAUCGGUCAAUCAGAAGCCAAUGGAAUUGUCGGUGCGACGCAACAACAACAACAACACCUUUAUCGGCCGGCUUCGCCAAUGAUUAGCGCCAUGGCACCUCAACACGGAUCGCCUCCGCUGGGCAACUACACCGGAGGGGUAGUUGUGGGUCAAAUCACCAAACCUUUGGUGGUCCCUUGCCAAGUGGAGACGUCGUCCUCAACGUCAACGAGUCCGCAAUUAUCGUCGAUACCUUACGGUCACCCGACAUCGUUUCAAGCGCAACAUCAUCGCCAGAUAGUUGCCGGAGUGGCUGGCCAGCAGCAGCAACAACAACAACACCUCCUCAGCCAUCAGCAAUACCUCAUCCAGCAGCAGCAGCAACAGCAUUCCAUCGUCCAGAGCGAUCACCCGGUAACGAGUUACAACAACCUCAACCCGUCGGUAGUUGAGGGCUAUCAGCAGCAUCCGGCCGUCGCUGAUAUGGCCGGCUAUCAGCAGCAACAGCAACCCAAUCAUUCGCCACCAGUCAUGUACAAUAACAAUAGCCGAUGUGCUAGCAAUGGCCAAAUGAGCAACAACAACGCCAACAACAAUUAUAACGGCCAGCAGGUGUGCGGGCACGGUCCGAUGGCUUCAUCGGCCGUGUCGGACGGUCCGGUUAUAGCUGAUCUCGAUCAACUGCAACAGCAGCAGAGACAACAACAACAGCAACAACAACAUCUUUGCUCGGUCAACGGUAAAACGUUGCAUCCGGCGGCUCUGGCCAGCGGAGCGGACAACAGCCAACAACCCAGCCAACUUCUCCUCCAUUCCGCCAUCCAGCAACAACAACAACAACAAGCGGUUGAGUCGGACCAGCAAACAUCUCAGUCACAACAACAACAAUCGUCGCAACGCCACGCGCAACAACUCCUUGUGCCCGUCGGCGUAGGCUUAGUGAUACCCGGCAGUGCGGUCGUUUCCUCCGCUCAAGAAAUGACUGGCCAACCGGACGAAAUGGUCCAGCACGGAGGGGAUAUUCACGGAGACCUGCACGGCCACGGCGACGUCAUGAUGGAUCACCACCACCACCUGACCAUCGACCUCCAUCAAGAACACAGUCCGCUAGAUGGCAGCGAUCAUAUGCCUCCAUUAGACAUGGACGGCGAAUCGCCGCCCGGUUCCCUUCACGACAGUCCUCUCUAUCCGUGGAUGCGCAGCCAAUUCGCGGAGCGCAAGAGAGGCCGACAGACGUACACGCGAUUCCAAACGCUGGAACUGGAGAAGGAAUUCCACUUUAAUCGCUACCUGACGAGACGGCGACGGAUCGAGAUCGCUCACGCACUUUGCCUGACGGAACGCCAAAUCAAAAUCUGGUUCCAAAAUCGGCGGAUGAAAUGGAAGAAGGAGAACAAAGCCAAGUUGGAUGCCGGAUGCCUGGAAGGACUGUUGGUCGAGCACGUCCUGUCUAUGCCGCAGUAGAAAUCAACAUGGUAGUUACUUGACCAAAAAAAAAAAAAGAAA